UUGAAUUACGAUUUUGUUUUAUUUUUACAGGAAACCUCAAAUUCAACGGAGUCAGAUUAACACUGGAAUCUGUUCGGAAAAUGCCUCUCUUUGGUAACACAUUCAGUCCGAAGAAAACACCGCCUAGAAAAUCUGCCUCUCUUUCCAAUCUGCAUUCAUUGGACAGGACAACCAAAGAAGUAGAGUUGGGCCUGGAUUAUGGGUCCCCAAGUAUCAACAUAGCAGGCCAAAGUUUAAAAUUUGAAAACGGGCAGUGGAUUACCGAGUCAGGUGGUACAGGGUCACAAAAAGAAAUUCAGAAGCUACGCAAGAGAAACUUACAGCUGGAGGAAGAGAAUAACUUGCUGCGUCUUAAAAUAGACAUCUUACUUGACAUGCUUUCUGAGACAACAGCUGAAUCUCACCUAAAGGAGAAAGAACUAGAAGAGUUGAAGAGCUUGAGUGGGAGGAGAAAAUAAUCUUUGCUUGCACAGAGAGGACAACUGCAAGUGGGACUUCUCCCUGAUCCAUGGCUGACUGCAGUAUUUAGCUCAUGUUGUUACUUCCAUACCAAACCCCUACAUGGAACACACUUCUAGUCUCUGAAUAUAUAUAUAUAUUUUUUGCUCAAUACACUAAAACCCAUUUUUACUUAUAAGUGGAUAUAUACGUGUAUGAUGAUGGUUAUGGGGAAGUCUGGCACAUGAACAUGCAACAGAAAAGGGAGCAGCCCAUUUGGCUCUAGAAAUUAAUACGUUAUUCAAACUAGUCUAGUUAACAAAACAUAGUUUUUAAUUGAAAGGAGAUAGCGUUUUAUUGAACAGAUAUGUUGUUAAAAUUAGAAGAUAUUUAUACACUUUAACUGCAGUUCAGUUGUAAUGUGUAAUUACAUUUAGCAGACUUCAUUUUUACAUUGUUGUGAAAUACCGGUAGUUGUGUAAAACAACCUCUAGUCUCUGUGUCCCACAAAAUGUUUCUGUCUGAAGACAAUUUUAUAAUAUUCCACAAAUACAACUGUAAGUAAAUUUUAAGGUUCUCCAGUAGUGUAUAUUAAAAUGCAAGUUUAAUAUGUUGUAUUGCAGUCAGAAUUACCUCUCUUGGCCUUUUCUGUUGACCUGAAGGGCAACAAUUGACAUGAGCCGUGUCACUCUGCUUUGAAUGACAGGAUUUUGGCAUAUCCCAGUUACAUAUGUAUAUGUUUACAGUCAUUUGGAAUUCAACGUUUAUACUCCUGAUGUAAAUUUAAAAGUGUUUAUGCACAAUAUUCUGGCAUUAAGCAAUUUUGAGUUGUAUGAAGUAAAUAUGAUUGUGCAGAUACCAUUAUUCAUACUAUAUCUACUGUCUAUGUAUGCCUGUAUAUUUACACCCAUACACACCUUUAUAUAUUUUUGGCACUUUUCUAACAGCCUGAUGACAGAGGUUUCUGUAAACCUCAAAGGUGCAAGUGCUGGGAAUUCUCUUGCACUAUCCAUACAUGGAUGUCAAACCAACUAGGAUGCUGUUAUUGUACACGACAAGAAACAAGUAGAUCACAGGCAGAGUGGGAAGCAGUUUGUUUAAAAUGCUGUUGAAAUAAAACAUAUUUGGGAUCGUAGAAGUUUGUUUUAGAUUUUAUAUUUGCAGAUUUAUUAAAUAGGACAUAAUUAUUUUUUUGUUUAAUAUUUUGUAUGAAAAAUAAAGUGGUCAUAUAGUUUUCUUUA
Molecule: messenger RNA, 1679 nt
Organism: Spea bombifrons (plains spadefoot toad)
Lineage: Eukaryota; Metazoa; Chordata; Amphibia; Anura; Pelobatidae
Gene: CBY1
Product: chibby family member 1, beta catenin antagonist
Exons: 4
Coding region: 81-458 (125 amino acids)
Source: RefSeq, a predicted model, not a curated record